AUGGACUCCAGUAUGCAGCUGGUGCCACAGCCUCGGGUCCAGAAGGCACAGACCCAGCCAGAGGCUCACUCUGCCUCAGAUGCCCCCUCAUCUUCCUCCUCUUCCUCAUCUAGUCUUGGAGGUUUCGUGGACUUCACUUUCACCCAGGAGCCUCAGGACACGGUGACGGUGCGAGGCGGCGUGCUGCAACUCGACUGCCAGGCGCAGUCCGACACAGUGGCAGGACCUCCAACCAUGACGUGGCGCAAGGAUGGCGUGCUGCUGAGCGCGGUGGUGGACGACCGGCGGCAGCAGCUGGCUAAUGGCUCGCUGCUGGUGCAGAACGUUGUGCACUCGCGACACCACCGGCCCGACGAGGGCGAAUAUCAGUGCCUCGCCACACUGGACGGACUGGGGAGCAUUGUUAGCCGGAUCGCUAAAGUCACUGUGGCUGGUCCACUGAAGGUGGUUGUCCCCACUGAGUCAGUCUCUUCGUACCUCGGCGACACCGCCCUGCUUCGCUGUGAGGUCUCGGGCGACCCGACGCCCGUCAUCCGCUGGCAGAAGAACCGGGAAGAUCUGCCGCUGACCUUUGACCCCGACUCCCGUCUGGCGGCGCUGCCAUCUGGUUCGCUGCAGGUCAGCCGCGUCCAGCCGCCAGACUCGGCCACGUACCGGUGUCUGGCUGACAACCCUGGCAGCACCAGGACUGGGACAGAUGCCGAGCUCCGAGUACUACCAGAGCCCGGGGUGAGCAGGAACCUCCAGUUCCUCCAGCGUCCAUCCAGAGUAACGGCUCUGCUGGGAGCCGACGCCGUGCUGGAAUGCUCCGCCUCCGGAUACCCGACUCCGACCAUCCAGUGGAGAAGAGGAGAGGAACUGAUCCAGAGCUGGAAUAAGAAGUACUCUCUUCUGGCGGGCAGUAACCUGAUCAUCCGGAGCGUCACUGACGAUGACUCGGGCGGCUACAGCUGCACAGCUACAAACAAGAACCACAACAUCACUGCACACGCAGAGCUGAGUGUACUGGUGCCUCCUCAGUUCCUGAACUACCCAACCAACACGUACGCCUACGAGUCCACCGACAUCGAGCUGGAGUGUGCUGUGACAGGAAGCCCACCGCCGACCGUCCGCUGGAUGAAAAACGGAGAGGAAGUCAUCCCCAGCGACUACUUCCAGAUAGUGGACGGCAGUAACCUGCAGAUUUUGGGUUUGGUGAAGUCAGACGAAGGAUUUUAUCAGUGUGUAGCUGAAAACUCAGCUGGCAGCUCGCAGGCCAUGGCUCAGCUGCUGCUCCGAGAACCAGUGUCCCCCAGCCCAGGCGUUGCCCUCCCCUCUGCCCCCCGCGACCUGGUCCCUGUCCUAGUGUCCAGCCGAUUUGUCCGACUCAGCUGGCGUCCCCCGGAGGAGACUGGAGGAGCUGUGCAGACCUACGGCAUUUAUUACUCCCAGGACGGAGUCGAAAGGGAGAGGUCAGUGAACGUGUCGGAGCCAGAGUCUUUGGAGCUGACCGUCUCCAAUCUGAAACCAGAGGAGAGCUACAGCUUCAGGGUCAUCGCUUACAAUGACGUAGGGCCCGGAGAGAGCUCCGCCCCCCUGAGGAUCACCACCAAACCAGACCUCCAGGUUCCCAGCAGGGUCCUGGAUUUUUUUGUGUUUGUCUCUGCAGUACCCAGCGCUCCUCCUCAGAACAUCACCUUAGAGGUUGUCCUGUCCCGGAGCAUCAAGGUGUCAUGGCAGCCACCACCACGUAGCGCCCAGAACGGCAUCAUCACAGCCUACAAGAUCAAAUACAGGAAGACUGGUCGCCGUGGAGACCAAGAGGCCAUAGAACCCAACAACUUCUGGUACCUGUUCACAGAGCCGAGCUCGCACUAUGUGAUUUCCCUUAAGGCUUUCAAUAAUGCCGGAGAGGGAGUUCCUCUGUAUGAGAGUGCCGUCACACGAUCUCUGACAGACCCCAUAGACCCAUCUGAGGAUGACCUCUUCCACCUCUUUGAUAAAUACCCCACUCCCAUGCCAGACACCAGCACACCCAUGAUCCCCCCGGUAGGAGUCCAAGCUGUGGCUCUGUCGUCGGACUCGGUCCGUGUUUCCUGGGCCGACAACUCCAUGACCAAGAACCAGAAGGCAUCUGAGGUCCGGUACUACUCUGUCAAGUGGAAGACCAGCUACUCCACAAGUGGAAAGUACAAGUCUGCAGACACCACAGCACUCAGCCACACUGUCACCGGCCUCAAACCAAACACAAUGUACGAGUUUGCUGUCAUGGUAACCAAAGGUCGCAAGUCCAGCACCUGGAGCAUGACGGCGCACGCCACAACAUAUGAAGCAGCUCCUAGCUCCGCCCCCAAAGAUUUGACUGUGAUCAGUCGCGAGGGACGACCCCGCGCCAUUUUAAUCAGCUGGCAACCACCGAUGGAGGCUAACGGACGAAUCACAGGUUACAUCCUCUACUACACACUGGAUAAGAACAUGCCGAUAGAUGAUUGGGUGAUGGAGGCGAUCAGCGGCGACCGGCUGACCCAUCAGGUGGUGGAUUUGAACCUCGACACAGUCUAUUACUUCAGGAUUCAAGCCAAGAAUGCCAAAGGAGUCGGCCCACUGUCUGAGCCCGUCCACUUCAGGACCGCCAAAGUGGAACAUCCAGAUAAGAUGGCUAAUGAUCAAGGUCGAGGGGGAGACCACACUUACUGGCCGUCGGACACCAACCUGAUCGACAGGAGCAGCAUCAACGAGGUCAUGGAGGCGCAGGUCUUCUGUGCUGGCCCUUCCUCUUACUGGCGCUGUGGCUCGCUCGCGUCCUGCACAGACAGCAGAAACACACAGCUACCGAAGCGAGCGAGCCACAGCGCCAGUAAGAGGAAGGGCAGCCAGAAGGACCUGCGACCUCCUGACCUCUGGAUCCACCACGAGGAGAUGGAGAUGAAAAACAUGGAGAAAGCCCCCAGUGUCGCCCCGUCGGGACACGAUUCACCCAUCCAGUCCUGCCAGGACCUUCCCCAGGUCGCACACAGCCAAUCAGAGAGCCAGAUGGGCAGCAAGAGCAGCCACUCAGGAGCUGACGGUGACGAGGCAUCCAGCAGUAUCUCCACUCUGGAGCGCUCCCUGGCUGCAAGGAGGGGGACACGAGGCAAAAUGAUGAUUCCUAUGGACUCACAGCCGAGCAACACACCGGUGGUCAGUGCCAUCCCAGUGCCAGCUCUGGACUCUUCUCAGUAUCCUGGUAUCCUGCCUUCACCAUCCUGUGGCUUCACUCACAACAAGUUCAGCCUGAGACCGAUGCCUUUCCCCAGCCUGACUGUGGACAGAGGAUACACACCAGCAAUGCCUUCAGACACCUCUGCCAAUCCUCUCCUCCAGCAGCAGCCUCCACCCCAACAGGCCCCUCCCCUCCUCCCUGGCUCGUCCGCCCCACCGGGUGAACAUGUCCCCGGGGUUGGCCCAGUGCCCGGGGCUCCUGCGGCUGUUACCGCAGCCGCCGCAGAGGAGGCCCAGGCUGGUAGCGGUCGGACCAUCCCGACAGCCUGCGUGCGGCCCACCCACCCGUUGCGAAGCUUCACCAACCCGCUGCUGCCACCGCCAAUGGGGACUAUCGACCCCAAAGUGUACACCUCCAUGAUGCCACAGUCCAGUGCAAGCCUUCCAAAGCCCCAGGUGAAGACCGCCUCUCUGGGUCAGGCCGGUAAGGCUCGCUCCCCUUUGCUGCCCGUCUCAGUCCCUACGGCGCCCGACUUACCGGAGGAGGGAGGAACAAAACCUGCCGAGGAUUCAGCUGCCAACGUUUAUGAGCAGGAUGACCUUUCAGAGCAGAUGGCCAGUCUAGAAGGGCUGAUGAAGCAGCUCAACGCCAUUACCGGCUCCGCCUUCUAACCUCUUAUUUCGGCCCA
Molecule: messenger RNA, 3869 nt
Organism: Morone saxatilis (striped sea-bass)
Lineage: Eukaryota; Metazoa; Chordata; Actinopteri; Moronidae
Product: netrin receptor DCC-like
Exons: 27
Coding region: 1-3852 (1283 amino acids)
Biological process (GO): cell-cell adhesion
Cellular component (GO): membrane
Molecular function (GO): protein binding
Source: RefSeq, a predicted model, not a curated record